Salvelinus namaycush (lake trout) is the source of this 2351-nucleotide messenger RNA. RefSeq names its product cyclic nucleotide-binding domain-containing protein 2-like. The transcript is spliced from 13 exons. Gene Ontology annotation, biological process: spermatogenesis. Bases 421 to 2013 code for a protein of 530 amino acids. The record is from RefSeq and is a predicted model, not a curated record. Gene Ontology annotation, molecular function: cAMP binding. Lineage: Eukaryota; Metazoa; Chordata; Actinopteri; Salmoniformes; Salmonidae.
AUUGGGAUUGGUGGUUUUUGGCAAUAAUGUGUUUAGGACUACAUUGCUUGAGGUAGAAGUUGCCCCAACCACAGAUCUAAGGUCAGGUUAUCCUACCCCACAUCCACUUAACCUUUAGGGGGAUGAACAAAUAUCUGACCCUGUGUCAGUGGUUAGGUUUGACUUCUACCCACUCAUAACUACAUCACUGAAUAGUCUAUGCCUAAAAUAUGGACUAGCGCUGUGGUUGUCAACCUGGGGUAUGUAUACCACUGGGGGGACUUGGCCUUUCUCCAGGAGGAUUCAGAAGACACCUCCACAAGGACUGUCCUGGCUGAGACGCUAUGAUAGAAUACACCCUGUGAUGUCACAGAGGAACCUCUCUAGUGGGUGGAGUCCAUAUCUCAAAAAUAAACAACUAACACCUGACACCAUUGGACAAUGGAGACAGGAGAGAAAGUGGAGAAAGCAGCUGCGAAGGAGGCCAAGACGGACCUCAAGGAUGUGCCAUCGGCGGUUUUACAUUUCCAGCAGGCAGCGGAGAUGUUAUUUUCGGCCCCGGUGCAGGCUGCUCCAUGCCGGGGCAAGCUGGGCUUUAAGUGGGCGGUGCACAGCGUCAUCCUGAUGACUCGCUUCUGCCGCUACUUCAUGUCCCGUUCCAACUAUCGCCAAUUCAUGGAGUUCAACUUCUGUGAGACCAUCAUCAACCAGCCGGCCGGGGGAACGGGUACAAAUCUGGUGUUUGACCUGAACCACUUCAAAGUGAAAGAGGACCGGAUCCCUGUCCUGCUGGUGGAGAUUAUGCGGAAGUGCCCAGAGGAGCGUUCUGAGUCGGAGGUGUUGCUGGUUCACAACAUGCUGAGCUCUGUGAGCAUGUUCCGUCGCUACAGUGGAACCUUGCAACUCCUUCUGGCCAGGGUGGUUCGCUAUCAGAGGUUGGAGCGUCGCAGAGUGGUCAUUAAGAAGGGCCAUUGGGGACACAGCUUCUACUUUGUGUUCUCUGGGCUACUGGCCGUCACCAAGGACAACGACGGUAGCAGUGCCUUCGUGGAUAAGGAGCCCAUCCUCAUCAAGAAGGGCAUGAACUUCGGGGAUGUGGCCUUGAUCAAAACACUGAGGAGGAAUGCCACUGUGGUGUGUAUGGAGGAGACGGAGCUCAUGGUGGUCGACAAGGAAGACUUCUUCGCUAACAAGAUGGACGUAGAGCUCAAGAAGGAGUUUGACUAUCGCUUCAGGUUCUUCCGGUCACUCCAGCUAGUGUCCUCCUGGUCAUACUCUCUCAUUGAACAGAUGGCUGACCAUUCCAAGGCCGAGCAAUUUCGCUACGGCCACGUGGUCGUCAAGGACACCAACGACAUGGGCAACAUUAUUUUCAUUGGCAAGGGCCAAUGUGACGUGUUGAGAGUGGUGGACCUUACCUCCUGCAGUGCCUACCAACGCCUCCUAAAACAGUAUGCAGACUCAGUAAGCAGAGGUACAUGUUUGCCAACAAAUGGAUUCAAAGGCGAGCUGACCAUCCAACCAGGAAGUGUCAUAAAACACAAAGUCCUCCUCAAUAAUCCUCCACGUCCUCCCAGAGGACUUCCUGCAGACCUGCCCACCAGGGCCUGUUUCCUGAUCGACACCCUUCAUCAGAGCAGCACAUUUGGUCUGAACCAGUACCUGAUGCCGUCGAAGCAGAGAGACUGUCGCAGGUUCACUCUGGUUAGCCAGAGCGUGGAGAUCCUGCGGGUGGAGAAGACUCGCUUUGACAAGCUGGUGGACAACACCACCAUGAAGAAGCUGGAGGCCCUGCAGAAAACCUACCCAAGCGACGACGAGCUGUGCACUGUGUUCCUGGAACACAGCCGCUGGAAGGACUACAAACACAGUGUGGUACAGGACCUGUUCCCCCACCGGGUCGCCCCAAUCAGAAACCCCAAAACCCAGAAGCAGCAGGGCCACUGUGGCCCCAGCCAGGCCCUUCAGCAGACCAGACACGUGGUCAACAGGCUGAAACAGACAAAGCAGAGGGUAGAGCCCAAAAAAUAUUAAAUAAAGGAAUAACUGUGUAGAUGAAUGAAAACAUAGACAUGGUUUUAUCAAUAUGUUUCAAGUUUGAGCGUUUGCUGCAUUUUUCAUUAUUUUCAUCCUUAUGGCUCAUGCCUACCUUGUAACUAAAAACUAUUUCACUGCAUUUAGUUAACAUCAGGCAGAAAUCAAAUUAUCUGCACACCAUAAUACCUUUUCUCAAGAAGAAAGGUUUUGAAGUAUAAUUUCUCAUGAGCGGGUCAUGAGAAAACAUACUUUAAACUCUUCUGCCCCUGCCUCUGCUCUCUGGGAGUAGAAAGCUGGAGGAACUCGGUUGUCACUAGUUAACACAGUCACGAAGU